Molecule: messenger RNA, 1526 nt
Organism: Sitophilus oryzae (rice weevil)
Lineage: Eukaryota; Metazoa; Arthropoda; Insecta; Coleoptera; Curculionidae
Exons: 8
Coding region: 208-1044 (278 amino acids)
Source: RefSeq, a predicted model, not a curated record
ACAGUUCCGACGAAAAUCAACGACGAGCGGCCGGCUUUCCCGCUCUCUCGGAAAACUUUCGAAACGCUCGACGCAAAGAACCCGUAGAAUUUGUAUGAUUUUCUCGGUUGUAUUUUAUUUGUUCGAAAAAAUUAUGGUUCCUGGAGCUGAUUGAAGUUGACGUGGAUAACUUCUUAGGAAAACAUCGCACAAAAUUCACCAAACCAAAUGAAAAUGACCAUUCUACAUUCAUGUUGCUGCUGGAGAUCGGUGAGGAAGGGCAGCGUGGCUUGUGGUGUCUAUACAGGGAUUUACUACGCAGUCAAUGCCGCCCAAUCGUCUUAUUUGCUGCACGAAGAAAUUCUCUACCUGAAAAAUUUGUCCAACCAGUCCAUGAUCGAUCACGAUAUCACCUCAGAAACAUCUGCCAUAUUUUCUGCACUCAUAUUUGCCUUCUCCUCUUGUGGCAUUGUAACAACUCUUCUCCUGUUCUACGGAAUUUAUAAGGAUAUCAAAUAUUUGCUGAUUCCUUGGAUCUUCAACAUGACAUUUUUCACGAUAGUGGACGUAAUUUAUAUCAUAUAUGGACUCAUCGUUCACGCGCUCGAAUGGAAUCCAUCCGUCGCAGUUUUGAUCACCAUAGACUUUUUCCUCAAUACUUUGAACCUUUAUGCCUUACUUUGUGUGAUAUCACAGUACCAAGAAUACAAGGCUGGAAGAGGCAGAUCCAUAGAUGACGAAAUCAUGAGGGUACCCAACAUUCAGUACAGUACCACCCAACCCACAGCCACCAGUUACCUCAGUUCACACCAAAGAAAACCUUUGACCUACAUUGACAGACCUACUCCCACUCACAGCCCCACCGGAGCUGCCCCAAGCUACGUGGAGCCUCCCACAUUGAUCAACAGAGCCCCGAGAAAAUCCGUUAAAUUCGGUGAUAGUUCGGAAAUGAGCUUGGUACCACCACCACCUUGGCUGGAAGUGAAAAAUGGUACUGGAAAAGGUACCGAUACCGCUCCUUUAAUUGAUUCUGGACAAGAUGGCGGAGGUACUGUGAACGUAUGAGGACCAGUGUUAGAAACAGCUUUGUGAUAUGGAUAUUUGUGAUGGAUAUUCAAAUAAGUGCAAUAACUGGUUCUAUUAGACGUAAUUUGUAUAGAACUUGAAUUAUAUCAGAAAAAAUCGCUACAUACUUGUUUAUAAAUAACAUUAUCAAAGCCUUUUGUACAUUUUAAAAUAAACUAACUACUGUACAUAAUGUAUAAACUUAGAAUAAACUAUUUCCUACGAUAUUUUGUUAUUAUAUUUCUAGAAAACCUCAAUCAACUCAACUAAAUGUUUGAUGUUACACUCUGUACAAAAAUCCCGACGUUUGAUUGAAGUUUUUUAGCUUGAAACGAGCCCAAAUAAAAAUAUAAUAAGAAAAUACGUAGAACUGCCCCUUUGUAAUUUACAAAAUUCCUCUAAAUAUGCCAAUUUUUUUAUUUAAUAAAAAAAUCUACUGAAAACCGAACUGUAUACCUACUUAAUGACUGCGUUGUCAAUAA